Molecule: messenger RNA, 2618 nt
Organism: Pocillopora damicornis (cauliflower coral)
Lineage: Eukaryota; Metazoa; Cnidaria; Anthozoa; Scleractinia; Pocilloporidae
Biological process (GO): regulation of apoptotic process; proteasome-mediated ubiquitin-dependent protein catabolic process; protein polyubiquitination
Molecular function (GO): protein binding; ubiquitin protein ligase activity
Source: RefSeq, a predicted model, not a curated record
AAGUUUCAAAUCAUACUGAAGAAAUCAUACUAAAGAAAAAUCAGAAAAAUCUGUUUAGUAUGAUGCGCGCAUUUAGUAUUACGAUGAAAGUAAAGAAAAACACUGCAUUUACAGUCAUUCACAAAGCGCAAAGUUGGACGCCUCAAUCCAAGGAUACCUCACUUUGAAAGAAACCCUAAAUUAAUAAUAUCUACUCGAUUUAGCUCCCUUUUUAUUACACGGAAUUUUAAAUUUCAUCAAUAUAUUAAUGUUCCUAAGCAAGAACCGAAAACAUGAAAGACGCUCAUUACAGGAAACGGACCAAUCAGAUUUUGAGUUGCCAUUUCGUUUCACACGUCUCCGUUCUUUGAUAGCCUUCACAUUGAAAGCGCUGGAUUAACUUUGGUAAAUUAAUUGAUCGUUAACAAAAGGAGCACUUGAUUACUUUCAAAUCAAUAGGAAAAUUAAGUGCUAGGAAAACAGACUUGACAAUCAUAGCAACUACUUCUAUUUACGAGUGUCAAACAAGCGCAUGUUGCGAGCAGAAGAUUAUUGACGUCGCAGCUUGUAUGAUUUCCACCAAUGGCGUACGUUGUAUCCGAGAAAAGCCAGAUUUCACCGUUUGACGUUUUGUUGGGAACAAUCUCAAGCCAGCUCACCCGAGAAAGUAUACGCAAGAUUAAAGUACAGCUUCGCGGCCAUGUUACAAAAGAACACCUCGGCAAACUUAAAGGUGGAUUCGAUGUCAUUCACAUUCUUCAAGAACGAGGAUUAGUCACUGAGAGAAAAUUGUCUUUCCUGCGAAAACUUUUGCAAGACUGUGAAUUGUUAGCACUUAUCGAACUAUUGGAUGAAUAUAAACAAGCUGUGCAAGUUAUGAAUGGCAAAUCGAAGGAAGGUGAAAACAGCGCCACAAUCACUCGCAGAAUUAACGCCCUGCAGCGGCUGAUGGGAAGGCAGCUGGAAGAAUUGGCGCAUUGUUCCUCGCGGGGAAAUGAUUUGAAGAAGAAUCUUGAAGAAAAACAAACGUUGCUUGAUUCACAGAAAGAAAUUCUGAUUGUGGGUCAAGAAGCUGUCGAUCGUAUCCUGGAGCAACGAGAAGUGGCGGAACAAGAAAGAAGCGUAGUCGAAGAAAGAGCACAGGAAAAUGAAGCCAUGUUUGAAGCCCAGGAAAGAGAUCUAAAUGAAUUGCAGAGCCUGUUGGGAACUAAGGAUAAACAGUUGAAGAAAUCUGGACGAGGAGAUAAGAGGAAAACUAUCUUUGAAAAACACACCAAUGAGAAAGCAAGUAAGACUUUGCAGACGUUAAACAAACAAAAAGACGAAAAACAAGAAACCUUGAAAAAAAUGAUCAAAUCCGUGGACGAUAUUAGGCUUCAGUUGUUGGCAAAACGCGAGGCCGUCAGACAUCAUAACGAGGCCACAUUUCUAAAAACACAAGAACUUGUGAGUGUUGACCAAUGUAUUUUGGAAACGAUGGAGGAUGUUAGAAAACUGAAGCAGGAAAUACGAAAGAACGAGUUCGAACUGUCUGAUUUACAGUAUCAAAUCAAUGAGACACAAGAAGAACUUGAACGAACUAGAAGCAAUGGCAUGGCAAAUAAAGCUUAUAAAAUACCGCUCUGGAGAUUAGAAAACACAGAAAAGCAGAACACAAAGAGUUUGAAUUAUUCAGAAGUUCUCGAGGAGAAUUCCUAUUCACUUGGCUCACUGGGCAGUCGUACUGUUUCCCUUCAAUUCGACUUCCCGUGCUGCGUAGCAAGUCACAAAGGACUAAUCUAUACCGCUGACCGAACUAACUGCCGUGUUCUGGUGUUUGACUCUAUGGGGGAGCUCGCUCGGGAACCACUUGAGUUUGGAAACAUGGGCCCUGUAGCUAUUGCAGUCAAUAAACGAGGAAACAUAAUAACAACAGACUCGCAGAUAAUAAAGGUUUUCAGUUCGGAUGGGGCAUUAUCGCAUAACUUUCUUCCUGUUUACAGCAAGAGGGACACAAGGCCAGAAAUCUCUGCGCUGACUGUGGAUCGCGACGGAAACAUAUUGGCGGCCGAUCGACCGAACCACAGAAUACAAAAAUUUCGUAUUGAUGGUCACUUUUUAGGUUUUAUUGGUGGUUCAAUGUACCUUCAAUAUCCCAGCGGUGUAGCGAUCACGAAGAACAAUGAUGUUGUGAUCUCUGAAUGUGAAAGUCACCAGCUGAAAAUCUUCCAUGAUCACGGAAAGUCUUUUACCGUAGUGGGUCAUAACGGGGCUGGCAAAAAUCAAUUCAUGAAUCCCAGAGGGCUUUCUGUAGACAAUGUGGGUAAUAUUUUAGUGGCUGACAGCUUGAACCAUCGUAUUCAAGUGAUAGACCCACAGGGGAAUUUCAUUGGUAGUUUUGGGAGAUUGGGAUCAGGACCCGGAUGUAUUGAUACUCCGUAUGCAGUAUCGGUGAAUCGCCGAGGUCACGUGAUUAUUGCAGAUAGUGGUAAUCACCGUGUGACGGUUUUUACUUGAUACUGUUACUUUUGAUGUGAGAAAGCAACUAGCUCCGUAAAAACCUCAUUGAAUUCUUAUUUAGUAUUAAAAUAGUUUUUGAAUGUCAUUUUAGGUCUCAUUCUUGUUAGGUAAAAACUAUUAAAAAGGGUAGUUUAAAUCAA